Messenger RNA from Hypoxylon trugodes, 1579 nucleotides. RefSeq names its product Fructosamine kinase-domain-containing protein. The transcript has 5 exons. Bases 400 to 1389 code for a protein of 329 amino acids. The record is from RefSeq and is a predicted model, not a curated record. NCBI's taxonomy places the organism in Eukaryota, Fungi, Ascomycota, Sordariomycetes, Xylariales, Hypoxylaceae.
ACCGAUAACAGCACCCGUAAAAAGGUCUAUCACUACCUAGAUCUGACUCUACUACACAAACUACGCUUCUCCAUAUUGUAUCUUAAGGCACGUCAAUAUAUGAACUCUAGUGUAUGAGAGGGGUUAGCGAAUGGUAAUAUUUUACACAUAUUGGUUUGGGGUGUGAAUAUGGGAUAUUUUUAGGCGAUAAAAUGAACCCACACCUCACCCAGGGGUUAUUCACAGCAAGUAAGUGGUUACCACAGCUCUGGGUCGGUCCGCUGCAUAAGCGCUGUUUUAGCGGUAAAUGAUGCAUUUCAGGUACCCUCUAUUCUUUUUAUACCCCUGGAGCUCGCGAUAAAAUCCCACUAGAAAUAUCACCCCAAAGACUCAUUACAGCCAAAUCGCCCGAAUCAAAAGAUGGAUCGGAACAGUUCCGACGGCAUAAAUCCCGAUCGACGGGACACCAAAAUCGACCCCGCAGUGCUCGCGAAAUUACCGGAAGACGCGACAGUACUAUCUACUGAGGAUCAUGGAACCAGCUUCUGGGCAAUCACCAAACGAAUCAAUAUUAGACUUAAUGAUGGGUCUCAGGCAUCCUUCUUUAUGAAGGCUCUUUCGGGAGACACUGGGAAGAAAAUGGUGGAGAGCGAGUACGAAUCAAUGAAAGCCAUCUACGAAAUCCUACCAACUUUCGCUCCUAAGCCAAUCGCCCAUGGGACGUACCAGACAGCCAAAGACACCCAUUUCUUCUUAUGUGAAUUCUGUGAGAUGCUCGGCGAUAUGCCGAAUCCACAUAAAUUUUCCAUGCGCCUCGCAGAGCUACAUCAAAAGAGCGAAUCCCCAACGAGAAAAUUCGGCUUCCAUAUGCCAACUUACAGCGGAAAUCUACCACAAUGGACGGAAUGGGAGGACAGUUGGGAGGCUCUCUUCGCGAAGAAUCUUCGCAUGGCUCUUGAUCUUGAGAUCAAAGUUAGGGGAUACGAUCCAGAAUUCGAUGUUUUUGUCCCAGCCAUCUUCGACAGGGUCAUCCCCCGCCUACUCCGCCCUCUCGAAAGCGAUGGCCGCUCCAUAAAGCCGUCGCUAGUCCAUGGAGACUUGUGGUACGCCAAUUCCGGGAUCGACGUGAACACGGACAAUCCCCUCAUUUUCGACGCAUGCUGCUUUUACGCCCACAACGAGUACGAAUUCGGCCAAUGGCGCCCAACCUGUAAUAAGUUCGGAGUUGAGUAUCUUGAAGCCUACCAUAAUUACGUGAAGAUAUCAGCUCCAGAGGAGGAUUAUGACGGCCGCUUAGAUCUCUACAAGUUGAGAUUAAAUACGCAUGUGUCAGCCCUAUUUCCUCAAAAUCUUACUUUAAGGGAACAGAUGCUAGGUGAUAUGAAAGAUCUGGUCCAGAGAUACACUUAACCACUUAGAUGUGUAGCUUAGGUAUAGCCACCUAGGUAAAUGGAAAGUAAUAUUCUAUCAUUUCGUCAGCGUAUCGUCCCAUUCUUCAAUAAUAAACCCCAUCAAUAAUUAAAUGGUAGAAUAUGUUCUCAUUGUGCGGCUAUCUAACGAGCGUAAUGUUGCCUAACUAAACAAUCUACAGAAACCAUAA